CCAAAUUCGGGGAUCUCUAUCUAUCUCUGGUUUGAAUGUAAAUUGGUAGUCAGUGAUGAAGAACACCACCAAUACCAACAGCAACAACACGAAACUCAUCCUCCUCCAUUCCUCGCUCCACAAGCAAGUAGGGGCUCACCGUCUAUGGGUUCUUGCCUUCGUCUCCUUAUUCACGUUCGCCUUCCUUCUUACCCUAAUCAACACUAGGAAUUUCAUCACCAAUUCCUCCUCCUCCUCCCCUUUUCCUGGCAUUAAUGGCCAAACCCGGUUGACUACCACCGUCGCAGAUGUCCUCCUCCACUACACCGCCAAUUCCAACACCACCGACAAAAUGACCGCCGCCGAGCUGAAAUCCAUCGCCGAAGCCCUCAGCAGUUGCCCCUCCAACCCCUGCAAUUUCUUAGUUUUCGGGCUCACCCACGAAACCUUCCUCUGGAAAGCCUUGAAUCACAAUGGCCGUACUGUUUUCCUGGACGAGAACGAGUAUAAAAUCGCGAAAUUAGAGGAGAAACACCCCGGCAUGGAAGCGUACGACGUGUCUUACACAACCCAGGUGAGCCAGAUGAAGGAACUGAUCAUGUCUGCAAGGGAGCAUAUUCGGAAGGAGUGUCGACCAGUCCAGAAUCUGCUCUUCUCCGACUGCAAGCUUGGGAUCAACGAUCUCCCCAAUCACUUGUACGAGGUGGCUUGGGAUGUGAUCUUGGUUGAUGGGCCCAGAGGGUAUAACCCGUCAGCGCCGGGGAGGAUGUCGACGAUCUUUACCGCCGGUGUUCUGGCGAGGAGCAAGAAGGGUGGGUAUUCGAAGACCCAUGUGUUCGUUCACGAUUUCAAUAGGGAGGUGGAGAGGGUUUGCAGUCAGGAGUUCCUUUGCGGAGAGAACAUGGUGGAGUCCAAGGACCUGCUAGCCCAUUUCGUAGUUGAGCGAAGGAAUGGCUAUGUCUCGGAAUUCUGUCGCAACCCUACAUCGCCAUUGAUGUCAUCAGUAUCAACAUCAUAAUCCUCUUUAUGAGCUGAUGAUUACUGGAGCAUCCAAUAGAAAUUUCAUCCUUUGUUAAUUUACAGUUUUUUUUUUUUUUUUUUCUUUAUACAUAUUUACAUAGUGAGGGAAAGGUGUUUGUGUAAUUGUGUCAUAUAAUUUUCAAAUACAGGGUUUGAAAAUGAAA
Molecule: messenger RNA, 1163 nt
Organism: Telopea speciosissima
Lineage: Eukaryota; Viridiplantae; Streptophyta; Magnoliopsida; Proteales; Proteaceae
Product: protein IRX15-LIKE-like
Exons: 1
Coding region: 56-997 (313 amino acids)
Biological process (GO): xylan biosynthetic process
Source: RefSeq, a predicted model, not a curated record